GGUACCUUUAGAGCUUCCGCCUCAGAGAACUUGCCGUUCGAAGAAAAUUUAAUUAAAAAUCCGUACAAUGUUAAGGCUUGGUUGAGAUAUGUACAGUUUCAAAAAUCAAGUUCGCCCCAGAUUCUGUUGGUUUUUUUAAUUCUAACUGUUAGUUAUAAAUUGUGGUAUAACUACCUAAAACUGCGCCGCCAGCAUGCGAGGAGAAUGUGUCCUGGUAGUUUGAUUUAUGAGGAAACAAAUAAUGCACACGAACGGGCGCUUGUUACGAUGCACAAGAUGCCGCGUAUUUGGACGGAUUAUCUUCAGUUUCUUAUGUUUCAAGGCUACAUUACAUUGACGCGUCGCACUUUUGAUCGUGCUCUGAAGGCAUUGCCAAUAACACAGCACGAGAGGAUUUGGCGAAUUUACUUAAGAUUUGCUGAUAAGCAUGGCGCAGCUGUAAAUGAAACAUGUGCCCGCAUUUAUAGGCGUUACGUUAAGUUCGCUCCUGACGAUGUCGAACGAUUUAUUAAUUUUCUUAUCCGCAACGGCAAUGUCAACGAAGCUGGCGUGCUUUUGGCAAAGGCGAUUAAUGAUGAAAAUUUCGUCAGUCGCGAGGGAAAAUCCAAAUUCCAAUUGUGGCAAGUUUUGUGUGAUCUUCUUGUGAAGAAUCCAACCAAAAUACACUCGUUGGACGCCGACGCUAUCAUAAGACAAGGGAUCAGUCGCUACACAGACCAAGUUGGAAUAUUGUGGACAUCACUCGCUGAUUUCUAUAUUAGAAGUGGAAACCUCCCCCGAGCCAGGGAUGUGUAUGCCGAAGCUAUUACGACUGUGAUAACUGUCCGUGAUUUCAGCCAAACUUUCGAUGCUUAUGCAGAGUUUGAAGAAUCGAUAGCUAAAGCUCGCAUGGAUGCUCUCGAAAAAUCUCCGAAUGAACUGGAGGUAGAACUCUGCUUGGCGCGGCUGGAAGCUUUAAUGGAGCGUCGUCCUCUUCUGUUGAACAGCGUUCUCCUAAGACAAAAUCCCCAUAAUGUUAGCGAUUGGUUACAGCGCGUCGAACUGCUAGAACCACAGGGACCACGAAAGCAGAUAGAAGCUUUCAUGGAGGGCAUAAGCUCUGUGGACCCAGCCAAGGCAACAGCUGGUCGACCGUCAACUUUAUGGAUAGAGCUCGCUCGUCUCUACGAAAGACAUAAUCAGCUUUCAGAUGCAAGGAUGGUCUUACAAAAGGCAACAGGAGUUGGGUUUGUGCAUGUUGAAGAUUUGGCUUCUGUUUGGUGUGAGUGGGCUGAGAUGGAAAUACGACACGGAGAAACUGAGACCGCUCUUCAGCUACUUGCUCGGGCUGUCACUCCGGCUGCUUCGCACAAAGUCGAUUACUAUGAUCGCUCGGAACCGGUUCAAAAUCGACUUCACAAAUCCCUUCGGCUUUGGACCAUGUAUACUGACCUCGAAGAGAGUUUCGGUACAUUCCAGACGACAAAGGCUGCUUAUGAUCGCAUGAUCGAUUAUCGAAUCGCUACUCCACAGGUUAUUAUGAACUACGGUCUCUUUCUUGAGGAGCACAAUUAUUUUGAGGAGGCUUUCAAGGCAUACGAAAAGGGAGUGGCCAUCUUCCGCUGGCCGAAUGUUUUCGAUAUUUGGGCAACUUACCUCACUAACUUCAUGGAACGCUAUGGUGGAAGCAAGUUGGAACGAGCUCGAGACCUUUUUGAACAGUGUUUGGAAAAGUGCCCUUCAAAAUUUGCUAAACAAUUAUACCUACUGUACGCAAAACUGGAAGAGGAACACGGCUUAGCUCGACGUGCAAUCAAAAUCUAUGAACGAGCAACAGAGGCUAUGUUCAAUAUCUACAUCCAACGUAUUGCUGAUCUCCAUGGCGUAACUCAUACGCGUGCGGCCUAUGAGCAAGCUAUUGAGCGGCUGCCAGAGAAACAUGCGCGGCAGAUGUGUCUCCGCUUUGCUGACUUAGAAAGAAAGCUGGGUGAAGUUGACCGGGCGCGUGCCGUGUACGCUUAUGCUGCUCAAAUGUGCGACCCCCGGACUGAGCCGGACUUCUGGAAAAUCUGGAAGGAGUUUGAACUUGCUCAUGGGAAUGAAGAUACCUUGCGGGAAAUGCUGCGUAUCAAGCGCAGUGUGCAGGCCACUUACAACACGAAGGUCAGCUUUAUGGUUGUUGAAUCAGCUGUUACAGCAGAAGGAACCUCCUCAGCAAAUCGGCCGUUAGUUGUCUUUAAAUCAGCUGGCAUCGUAAAUCAAGCAGGUUCAGAAGUUGGGGCCGUUAAUAAGGCCACGAGCGAACUGGCUUCCAAAAAUCCUGAAGCUAUUGACAUAGAUCUUCCGAUGGAAGAUGAAAACGAGGACGUCGUCGAAAAUGAUGAAGAAGGAAAAGAAGCCAAGGUUCUCGAAGACCUUGAGGAUGGUUCCAAUUCCCGUAGGUUUCAAGUGUAA
This is a messenger RNA of Mesocestoides corti, 2433 nucleotides long. The record is from the annotation of a GenBank genome assembly. NCBI's taxonomy places the organism in Eukaryota, Metazoa, Platyhelminthes, Cestoda, Cyclophyllidea, Mesocestoididae.